AAAAAGAGUUUUUUUGUUUGAUUUUUCCAGAAAUAUGUGGAGAAGGCUGUUGACUUCACAGCUCAAAACCCUAGCAACUGCUCCAUGCCGAUCGGCUCCCAGAAUGGCGCCGUUUUUAUCCAAAUCCAACGUUUCAUCGUCAUCGCCUUCCGUUUAUCUCCUCACUCGCCACUUCUCCGCCGCGUCAGCUGAAAGUGUUGUGAAGAAGGUUGAGGAUGUAAUGCCUAUCGCCACCGGUCAUGAACGCGAGGAGCUUGAGGCUGAGCUUGAGGGAAAGAAAAUUCUUCAAGAUGUAAACAACCCUGUUGGCCCUUUUGGGACAAAGGAAGCUCCUGCUGUUGUCAAGUCUUACUACAACAAGAGAAUAGUUGGAUGCCCAGGUGGUGAAGGCGAAGACGAGCAUGAUGUUGUCUGGUUUUGGCUGGAGAAAGGCAAGCCACAUGAAUGCCCUGUUUGCUCACAGUAUUUUGUGCUGGAAGUCGUGGGUCCUGGAGGACCUCCAGAUGGACACGGUGAUGAGGAUCAUCAUCAUUAAUCGCAGUUUUCAGUUUUUUCCCUCUAUUGGAAUAAUAUUCAGAGAGGACGGAAGGAAGUUCUGUAUACCAUGCGUUGCACCUUCAAAUGUUUGAAAACCUGUGAUGUUUGGUUUCUGAUUGGCCCUUGGUCUUGUUUCAGGUGGUAUUUUAGACACAGGGUGGACAUCUUUUUGAACUAUGAAUCUUGUUAGGUUUAACUUCAUUGCCAAAUAAUCGAUGGCGACCGUCCCCAUUAUUUCAUUAAACAUACUCAAUUUUGAAGGAAUCUUACAGGUUUAAUGGCCUUCAA
This is a messenger RNA of Hibiscus syriacus, 825 nucleotides long. RefSeq names its product cytochrome c oxidase subunit 5b-1, mitochondrial-like. The transcript is spliced from 6 exons. Gene Ontology annotation, cellular component: mitochondrial envelope. Lineage: Eukaryota; Viridiplantae; Streptophyta; Magnoliopsida; Malvales; Malvaceae. The coding region runs from base 35 to 535 and encodes 166 amino acids. Gene Ontology annotation, biological process: mitochondrial electron transport, cytochrome c to oxygen. The record is from RefSeq and is a predicted model, not a curated record.